UCUCUUCUCUAUCACACCAAUGGAAGUUUCAAUGGCGCCUUUUAGUGUUGUUCUAAGUGUUGUUUUGGUCAGCGAAGUAGCAUGCGCAUGGAGGGUGUUGAAUUGGGUGUGGCUGAGGCCGAAGAAGCUAGAAAAAUGCCUUAGGCAACAAGGACUUGCUGGCAAUUCAUACAGGCUUUGGUCAGGAGACCUGAAAGAAAUAUCCAUGAUGCUAAAAGAAGCAGUGUCUAAACCCAUGAGCCUCUCCCAUGAUACAGCACCACGAGUCCUCCCUUAUGCCCACCAAUCUGUGAGCACUUAUGGUAAGAAUUCUUUCAUUUGGAUUGGCCCAACACCAAGGGUUAAUAUCACAAAUCCAGAAGAUUUGAAAAACAUCUUUACAAAGCACGAAGCUUUUCCGAAGCUAACAGCAAACCCGCUAGUCAAGUUGUUACUAACAGGUCUAGCAAACUAUGGAGGUGAGAAAUGGGCAAAACACCGAAAAAUUAUUAACCCAGCAUUCCAUUCAGAGAAGUUGAAGCGUAUGUUACCCGCAAUUUACCAAAGUUGUAGCGAGAUGAUUGAGGAAUGGGAGAGCUUGGUGUCCAAAGAGAGUUCAUAUGAGUUGGAUGUGUGGCCUUAUCUUCAAAAUAUGACAGCAGAUGUGAUUUCACGAACAUCAUUUGGAAGUAGCUACAAAGAAGGAAGAGAAAUAUUUCAACUCUUGAAACUGCAAAUAGAACUUACAAUGAAAACGAAACAAAGUGUUUACAUUCCAGGAUGGAGAUUUCUACCAACCAAGAUGAAUAAGAGGUUGAAAGGAGUUGACAAAGAAAUAAGAGAGUUAUUAAUGGGUAUUAUAAAUAAAAGAGAAGAGGCGAUCAAGGCAGGCGAAGCCGCAAAAGAUGACUUAUUAGGUUUGCUUUUGGAGUCCAACAACAAGGAAAUAAAGGAACAUGGGAACAAAAAAGAAGUUGGAAUGAGCAUUCAAGACAUUCUUGGUGAGUGUAAGCUGUUUUACUUUGCCGGGCAAGAGACCACUUCAACAUUGCUGGUUUGGACGAUGGUUUUACUAAGUGAAAACCAGAAUUGGCAAGAUCGUGCAAGAGAAGAGGUUUUGCAAGUCUUUGGAGGGGAAAAACCAGACGUUGAUGGGCUAAAUCACCUUAAAGUUGUAACCAUGAUUUUACUUGAAGCUCUACGAUUAUAUCCAUCAAUUGUUACGCUCUCUCGAAUGAUUCACAAGAAAACACAAUUUACAGAAUUCUCAUUACCGGCUGGAGUCGAAAUUUCCCUGCCCACAGUACUAAUUCACCAUGACAAAGAAUUGUGGGGUGAUGAUGCAACGCAGUUUAAGCCAAUGAGGUUUGCAGAAGGAGUUUCAAAGGCAACAAAGAACAAACUUACAUACUUCCCUUUUGGAGGGGGUGCACGGAUUUGCAUUGGACAAAACUUUGCUAUGAUGGAAGCAAAACUGGCCGUAGCAUUGAUCUUACAACACUUCACCUUUAAGCUUUCUCCAUCCUAUGCUCAUGCUCCUUCUGGAAUUACCACCCUUCAACCACAGUUUGGUGCGCAUAUCGUUUUACACAAACUUUGAUUAGUUAUGACGGAUAUACAUAGCAGUUGCGACAAAAGUUGAUGGAGAAUAAGGACAUCAAUAUAUUCUCAUAAUUUAAUCAAUAUUGAUAUUAACUUAAUAAUUAUUUAUUGUCAUUCCAUUGUAAUGAGUCCUAUACAUAUUCAUGGAUUAACAGUACUACUCAAUGAAUUAUUUCUGGCAAUACAACGUACGUUAAAUA
This is a messenger RNA of Pyrus x bretschneideri (Chinese white pear), 1781 nucleotides long. RefSeq names its product cytochrome P450 CYP72A219. Gene Ontology annotation, molecular function: iron ion binding; oxidoreductase activity, acting on paired donors, with incorporation or reduction of molecular oxygen; monooxygenase activity. The record is from RefSeq and is a predicted model, not a curated record. The transcript is spliced from 7 exons. Bases 20 to 1579 code for a protein of 519 amino acids. Lineage: Eukaryota; Viridiplantae; Streptophyta; Magnoliopsida; Rosales; Rosaceae.